Mastomys coucha (southern multimammate mouse) is the source of this 680-nucleotide messenger RNA. RefSeq names its product malignant T-cell-amplified sequence 2-like. The transcript has a single exon. The record is from RefSeq and is a predicted model, not a curated record. Gene Ontology annotation, molecular function: RNA binding. Gene Ontology annotation, biological process: formation of translation preinitiation complex. Bases 99 to 680 code for a protein of 193 amino acids. Lineage: Eukaryota; Metazoa; Chordata; Mammalia; Rodentia; Muridae.
GAACUAUACAAAGAAUCAACAAAAGCAGGAGCUAGUUCUUUGAGAAAAUCAACAAGAUCAUCCUUCCUGUAGACUGCAACUCGGACAGUCGGAGAUCCAUGCUUCGCCUCAGCUCUCAUACCUGUCGGUGCCCCUUCACCAAGAUCAUGUUCAAGAAAUUUGAUGAGAAGGAAAGUGUGUCCAACUGCAUCCAACUGAAAACUUCCGUUAUUAAGGGAAUUAAGAGCCAACUGACUGAGCAGUUUCCAGGUAUCAAGCCAUGGCUUAAUCAAAUUAUGCCUAAGAAAGACCCCGUCAAAAUAGUGAGAUGCCAUGAACACAUGGAAAUUCUUACAGUCAAUGGAGAAUUACUGUUUUUCAGGCAGAGAAAAGGACCUUUUUAUCCAAUGCUAAGAUUACUUCACAAAUACCCGUUUAUCCUGCCACACCAGCAGGUCGACAAGGGAGCCAUCAAAUUUGUGCUCAGUGGUGCAAAUAUCAUGUGUCCGGGUUUAACAUCUCCUGGAGUGAAGCUCUACACUGCUACAGUAGAUACCAUCGUGGCGGUCAUGGCAGAGGGGAAAGAGCAUGCCCUGUGUGUCGGAGUCAUGAAGAUGGCAGCAGCAGACAUUGAGAAAAUCAACAAGGGGAUCAGCAUUGAGAAUAUCCACUAUCUAAAUGACGGGCUGUGUGGCAUGUGA